Mobula hypostoma (lesser devil ray) is the source of this 1296-nucleotide messenger RNA. Its product is annotated as opsin-5-like. The transcript has 5 exons. The record is from RefSeq and is a predicted model, not a curated record. Gene Ontology annotation, molecular function: G protein-coupled photoreceptor activity. Lineage: Eukaryota; Metazoa; Chordata; Chondrichthyes; Myliobatiformes; Myliobatidae. The coding region runs from base 1 to 1296 and encodes 431 amino acids. Gene Ontology annotation, biological process: cellular response to light stimulus; G protein-coupled receptor signaling pathway; visual perception. Gene Ontology annotation, cellular component: plasma membrane.
AUGAGUAAUAGCAGUGAUGAGACCAACAUCUUCCUGUCAACCAUAUCUGUAGAGGAAGAUAUUUUCUUUGGAAUAAUUUAUUCUAUAUAUGGUAUCUUAUCUCUGCUUGGAAACGGUAUUCUUUUGUUUAUUGCCCUCAGGAAAAGACACAUGCUUAAACCGGCUGAAUAUUUCAUUGUAAACUUAGCCAUCAGUGACCUUUCAAUGAUCAUAACUCUAUUACCACUGGCCAUUCCAUCAUUGUUUGCACACAGAUGGUUGUUUAGUCAAAGGUGGUGCAAUUUUUAUGCCUUCUGUGGUGUGUUAUUUGGUGUCUGCAGCCUUACUAAUCUGACGAUGUUAAGCAUUAUCUGCUGUAUGAAGGUCUGUUACCCUCUAUAUGGUAACAGAAUUACAUCAGAAUUUGCUUGCCUCCUGAUGACCUCUGCUUGGGCAUAUGCUUCAAUAUUUGCCAUUUCUCCUCUGGUAGAAUGGGGCCAUUAUGGACCAGAGCCUUACGGGACUGCUUGCUGUAUAGAUUGGAAAGCACCAAAUUCAGACUUUCAGGCAAUGUCCUACAUCAUUGUACUCUUCGUCUUUUGCUACAUUGUCCCCUGUGGUAUAAUCAUGACAUCGUACACACUCAUCCUGCUAACGGUAAAUGGUUCAAGAAGAGCAGUGCAACGGCACAUGUCCCCACAAAGAAACUUAAACAAUGCCCACAAGUUAAUUGUAAAGUUGAGUGUUUCUGUGUGCAUUGGAUUCUCAGCAGCAUGGACACCAUAUGCAGUAACAGCCACAUGGGCAGCAUUUGGCAAUGCUGACAAGGUUCCGCCAUUAGCAUUUGCUCUGUCUGCUUUAUUUGUAAAGUCUUCAACACUAUAUAAUCCCUUUGUCCACCUUGUAUUUAAACCAAAUUUUCGGAAUUUUCUAAGGAAAGACUGGGCACAUUUACUCAGUCUCUGCAGGAAACAGUGUGGACAAUGGAACAAUGAAGUGGGCCUUACUUUACAAACAGCUUGUGAUCAGAUUACGUUGAAUUCCUUCAGAGAUCCAAACAGACUUGCACAUGGACAUGAUGCCUGCAAUACAUGCAAAGACACAUUUGAAUAUUUCAGUAACAAUAUAAAAUCUCAAGAUUCAGAGGGAUUGACAUCCAAAGCUGAUCUUCUUAUUGCAAGUGAUGAUAGUCAAGUACACAGGACCACCAAAGUACCUACACUGGUGAUGCUAACUGGAAGCAUAGCAUCUCCAAUCAAUAAUAUUGAAGUAUCAAUAAACGUAUUGCCCAACAAGCAGACCAACGAUCUCACUUAA